ACAUGGAUAGGGUGCGGUCUGCGCGGGGCCCGAGCCCGGAUCUCUUCCAUUUCCCCUCUCACUCGGCCCCGGGCCGCGCCGCAGACGGCAGCAGCUCCCGCUCUGCCCGAGUCGCCUGACCGCCGGGCCGGGGUGCAAACCGCGGGCCCCGGCCAGCCCGCCGGUCCGACCAGCCCAGCCCAGCCCAGCCCCACCGGCCCGCAGUCCCGCCGCCCCCCGCCGCCGCCGCGUUGCCAAAACAAACGGGCCGGCCUAUUUAUUGGCGGCCGGCGGGCUGGGCAGCUCAGAGCCGAGGCGCCGAGGGGGACAGAGCGCCGCCACCAGCCCGGGCCCUGGGCCCCAGUCCCCCACCACCCAGCAGAGCUCCGUCCCGCCCCCGCCGAUGGCGCUCCCGCCCGGAGCCCCUCAGCGCCACUCCAACGCCUGAGCGCCCGGCAGCGCCCCCGCCCGCCCACCCGGCGCCCUCGGCCGCUCCCCCGGGGCUCCCGGCCAUGUCUCCGGCCCGGCUCCGGCCCCGACUCCGGCUCUCGCUGCUACUGCUGCUGCUGCUGCUGGCGCCGGCGGCAUGGGGCUGCGGGCCGGGCCGGGUGGUGGGAAGCCGCCGCCGGCCGCCGCGAAAGCUGGUGCCACUAGCCUACAAGCAGUUCAGCCCCAACGUGCCCGAGAAGACUCUGGGCGCCAGCGGGCGCUACGAAGGCAAGAUCGCGCGGAGCUCCGAGCGCUUCAAGGAGCUCACCCCCAACUACAAUCCCGACAUCAUCUUCAAGGACGAGGAGAACACGGGCGCCGACCGUCUCAUGACCCAGCGCUGCAAGGACCGUCUGAACUCGUUGGCCAUCUCGGUGAUGAACCAGUGGCCAGGCGUGAAGCUGCGGGUGACGGAAGGCUGGGACGAAGACGGCCACCACUCUGAGGAGUCGCUGCACUACGAGGGUCGCGCCGUGGACAUUACCACGUCUGACCGCGACCGGAACAAGUAUGGGCUCCUGGCAAGGCUGGCAGUGGAGGCCGGCUUCGACUGGGUCUACUACGAGUCCAAGGCGCAUGUACACUGCUCGGUCAAGUCCGAACACUCAGCUGCAGCCAAGACUGGCGGCUGUUUCCCAGCAGGAGCCAGGGUUCGCCUGGAAAACGGGGCUCGAGUGGCCCUGUCUGCCUUGCAGCCAGGGGACCGGGUACUGGCCAUGGGGGAGGAUGGGAGCCCAACCUUCAGUGACGUGCUCAUCUUCCUGGAUCGGGAGCCGGCCAUUCAGAGGGCCUUCCGCGUCAUAGAGACCCUGGAUCCGCCCCGGCGCCUGGCGCUUACACCAGCGCACCUGCUCUUCACGGCAGAUAAUCACACAGAACCUGCUACUGGCUUUCGGGCUACCUUUGCCAGUCAGGUGCAACCUGGCCAGUACGUGCUGGUGGCAGGGGUGCCAGGGCUGCAGCCUGCCAGGGUGGCAGCUGUUUCCACUCGAACAGCCCCAGGGGCCUAUGCCCCUCUUACGAAGCACGGGACGCUGGUGGUUGAAGAUGUCGUGGCCUCCUGUUUCGCAGCUGUGGCUGAGCAGCGUCUGGCUCAGCUGGCUUUCUGGCCUCUUCGUCUCUACCAUAGUCUGUCAUGGGGCAGCAGGACCCCAGGAGAGGGUGUACAUUGGUACCCUCAGCUGCUUUACCGCCUGGGGCGCCUCUUGCUGGAUGAAGACAGUUUCCAUCCCUUGGGAAUGACAGGGAUGGGCAGCUGAACAGUGUCCCAUCCCCAUUUGCCCCCAACCCACCAUGCUGGGCGUGAAACCUCCCCCACCUCAAACCCCUCUAUCCCUUAGCCAGGAGGACUCUAGUCCUAGUAGAUGGUGAAGGAGCAUGGGGAGGGGGUUGGAGGAGGGAAAACCGACUUGGUCAUCGGGGAGACAGGUCACACAACACUAAAGUGAGUGGCUCAAGGUUCUCUCCCAACCUGUCACGAAAACAGUGGGUGUGGGUUAAGUUAGGUGUCCGGCUUCUACUCACAGAACAAAAAUAGCUGUCAGGAAGCCUUUUGAGACCUUGGCUUAUUGCUCGCAUCGCUCCCAACCAAUAAGCAACGCCCCUCCCCCCUUCACUGACUCUGAGGCCUCAGGCUUCCAGUCCCGGGUCCUCACCCUUGGGUUAAGGUGCGCCUUCCUUGAUGCUGCUAGAUUUCCCAAGAGCAGGGUGAAGAAGAAGGUAAUAAGUUCCUGGGCAAAUGGAAAGAAAACUCUCGGAAGUUCUUCACUCAGCCACAGGGACUUGAAACUUCUCACCAACACACUCCCGUAGAGCCCCCAAAGACUCUAGUUAUUGGUGGAUAGAGUUCUUUAAAGCAACCGGAACCCUGUGAUCUAGCCAAUAGGAUUGGGGCACCCGAGCCAUUCCCCACGAAAGACCUACGGAACCCAAAGAACGAGAAGAAUAUUUGGGGAGCCCCAGAAAGUGCGUGUGUGCAUGUGUGUGGUGGGGGAGAGCGGCAGAUUCGUCUUUCAGCCCAGCCCGGACUGCGUGGAGGAGGAAGGUUCCCCACAAUGUGAGAUGGGGAUGAGGAGCACCGGCUCCCGGACUAAGCCCAAUUCCUUCCCCAUCUAGGUCUCCCCCCACUACACCCCCUCCUCCAGUCGUGUCCCCCCCCUUCUUAUUUAUUGGCGCGGAGGGGGAGGUCCGUGGGGGCGGUUUUGAAGCAUUUUUGUCUUCUCUCUCUUUUGUAAUAAACGUUAUUUAAGAUGUCACAACAAUGGGGCAGGGUCAUUGUAAUGAGACCAAUAAAUUGA
Molecule: messenger RNA, 2765 nt
Organism: Dromiciops gliroides (monito del monte)
Lineage: Eukaryota; Metazoa; Chordata; Mammalia; Microbiotheria; Microbiotheriidae
Gene: IHH
Product: Indian hedgehog signaling molecule
Exons: 3
Coding region: 492-1727 (411 amino acids)
Biological process (GO): multicellular organism development; cell-cell signaling; cell fate specification
Molecular function (GO): patched binding; calcium ion binding
Source: RefSeq, a predicted model, not a curated record